AAUUGUCGAACUCAAAGUGGGAGUUUCGGGGUUCCACGCACAAAGAAAUAAUAAAAACAAAAAUAGGAAAAAAGAAAACCUUGGUUUUGGCUUUCAUGCUUGGCCGUCGAAAGUAGAAUAAUGAGUGAGAUGAAUGAAUAUGAAUAAAAAUCCCAACCAAGUUAGAGUGUUCCUCGUCGAAAAUCUAACGAAACCCACGUAAUUUUCCCUCGAACAAUCCAAACCCACUUCCCCGUUUCACCCUAAAACCCGCCAGUUUUGGUCUACUGUACUCUCAGAUCCAUCCCAACCCAAACGAACACACGUCCUAUAACGCCAAACCAAACCAAACUCACAUCCGUUUCCCUCUUCAAUUUCUUUCUUUCUUUGUUCUCUUCUCUCUGAUUUUUCGUUCUAUUUAUUUGAGUCGAAUGCCGUUUCAAUAGACACCAAUUUCUCAGCCUAGAGAGAGAGAGAGAGAGCGAGAGAGGGAGUCGCACACAGAGAUGGCGGGUCAGAUUGUUAAAGCGAGGAGGGAGAAGCUGGAGGCAUGCAUGACGUGCCCUCUUUGUAAUAAGCUCUUGAGCGAAGCUACUACCAUCUCUCUCUGCCUCCACACGUUUUGCAGAACGUGCAUAUAUGAGAAGCUCUCAGAUGAGGAGGUCGAUUACUGUCCUGUAUGCAAAAUUGAUUUGGGCUGUCUUCCAGUGGAGAAACUCAGGCCAGACCACAAUUUGCAAGAUAUUCGAGCCAAGAUCUUUCCUCUAAGAAGGAGAAAGAUCAAUGCGCCUGAAGCUACAACCCCAAUUUCUGUGCCAGUGAAAAGGAAGGAGCGAUCACUAUCUUCGUUGGUGGUGAGCACUCCCAAAGUUCCAAUCCAAACCGGCUUGACUGGAAGGAGAACAAAAGCUGGCACAAGAAGGCUUGGUUCUUCACGAGGUAACAGCUUUGCUGUAGAAGGAAAUGUCAAGAGAGAAGAUUCUGCAGAAGAUCAUCCAUUAAGCUCAAGCUCGCCUGAAUCUCAAAUCAGAACUGGUCGAAAUAAAAUGCAGGAUUCUUCAUCUGCUGAGCCUUCUGGUAAGAAAGAGAGGAACGAUCUUGUAAUGGAAGGGAAAGCUGAUCUAUGGAAACCCUUAACCUGUCUUGUAGAAGUUGCUAACAGAACCAAGACUUCUAAGUCUAAUAAUACACAAGGCGCUCAUGUUGCCAAAUCAGAGAUUCGUAAUGCCCUUGAUAGCGAACUACAUACUCCUGAUACUAAAACUGAAGCAGACUCACCAAAUGCUUUGGACAGUCAGUCAUAUAUGCCUAAGACAAAAAUAAAGGAGCCUGAACAGGCAAAAGUGAAAAAUAACAGUAAUGGGACAUCCUUGCUUCCAGGGCCAGUGAAACGCAGAAGGUUGCGUGCAGCAAAUCGUAAUAGAGCAGCUUCAUCUGGAGAGAGUGCCUCAGCUCAGGUGAUGCUAGAUGCAUCCGGGGCUAACCGCAGCAGAAGAAAUAGCCCAAUUUGGUUCUCGCUGGUUGCUUCCGAAGAAAGGAAAGGAGUAGCUUCCUUGCCUCAGAUAUCUGCAUGCUACUUGAGAAUUAAAGAUGGAAAAAUGCCUGUCUCAUUCAUCCAAAAGUAUCUAGUAAAGAAACUCGAACUUAAGGACGAAGCUGAGGUUGAGAUUCUGUGCCGUGGUCAGCCUGUUCUCCCGUCGCUGCCACUGCAGAACCUCGUGGACCUGUGGUUUCGGACAGCAUCCACAUCAAAGAAAGUACCAGCAUCAGUUGGUUCGUCGGCCAAGGACUUUGUGAUGGUUCUCUCGUACUGUCGAAAAGUCCAGAAUGCAUGAAAGAGCUUACUUAGAAAAUUUUCAGUUCAUUGUUUCUUGAUGAGCACCCAGUUUCAGUUUUCCAUUACAGAGUCACCAAUAUUGUUGUUGCUGCUGCUGUUGUUGAUAUUGGUAGAUCUAAGUAUGAGCUUCUCAUUUAGUCAUGUGUUGCUAUACCAUGCGGAGAGUGAGCUGAUAUUAAUGUUUGAAUUCUUUGAUUGUUUUAUUCCAUUUAUUUUUCUCCAUAUUAGAUUUAUACACAUGCUUAUUUAUGUUAUCCCCGAGUGUUCUUCUGUCCUCUUCCGUUGUUCUCAAUCUUAAAUAAUAUAUUUACAAA
This is a messenger RNA of Humulus lupulus (European hop), 2130 nucleotides long. RefSeq names its product E3 ubiquitin protein ligase DRIP2-like. Bases 486 to 1814 code for a protein of 442 amino acids. The record is from RefSeq and is a predicted model, not a curated record. Lineage: Eukaryota; Viridiplantae; Streptophyta; Magnoliopsida; Rosales; Cannabaceae. The transcript is spliced from 7 exons. Gene Ontology annotation, molecular function: ubiquitin-protein transferase activity.